Myxocyprinus asiaticus (Chinese sucker) is the source of this 7642-nucleotide messenger RNA. RefSeq names its product nck-associated protein 5-like. The coding region runs from base 186 to 4817 and encodes 1543 amino acids. NCBI's taxonomy places the organism in Eukaryota, Metazoa, Chordata, Actinopteri, Cypriniformes, Catostomidae. The transcript is spliced from 13 exons. The record is from RefSeq and is a predicted model, not a curated record. Gene Ontology annotation, cellular component: microtubule plus-end. Gene Ontology annotation, biological process: microtubule bundle formation; microtubule depolymerization.
ACACGGGAAGUGAGACGGAUGGGAAGAGACAACGAUAAAACCUCUAACCGACGGCUGGGAAAACAGAUAAACAUGUCUACACGCUGCGAAUUUAAAAAUACAGUCAUGGGUAUUUCUUAGUAAUAUUUAUCGGGGAUAUUUUCACACCUUCCGAAGCAACACAAGGAUCGCGCGAGAUAGAGACAAUGUCAGAAGAGGUCCAACAUAGAGUGGAUGAGGACUUUGAGUCUGAGGAGGGAGAUCUUGAGUCCUGUCUAGAGGAAGAGAGUAGCAGUGAGCUUCUGGAGCGAGUGAAAGAACUUCAAGCCGAGAAUUCUGCCCUUUCCCUGGCAAAUGAAAGUCAGAGAGAAGCAUAUGAACGAUGCUUGGAUGAGGUGGCCAACCAUGUUGUCCAAGCUUUACUCAAUCAAAAGGAUCUCAGAGAGGAAUGCAUUAAGCUAAAAAUGCGUGUGUUUGAUCUGGAGAGGCAGAACCGAACACUGUGUGAACUCCUGCAGGAGAAAUUACACAGUCAAUCAUGUGUACAUCAGCAGCCAGGACCCUGUAUGGAACACAUCGGCGAGCUGCAGCACAGUGAAUCUACCAAACUGGUUGAGACUCAGAGGAUUCCGCAGGCCAAGGAAAACAGUGAAUGUGCACAAAAUUGCAUACCUGACACCCAGGGCUCAUCCACCUCAAUGGAGGCCAUGUCCCCAUUCUUGAAAAAGAAAGCACACAUAUUGGAGGUCCUCCGCAAGCUUGAAGAAACAGAUCCGCUUCGGUACCAUCGUUCCUCAGGCAUUCCCUCAAUCUGUGAUUACAGCCAGGCUCUUGCCUCCAAGGAGGCUGUAUUAGCCUGCAGAGACAAUUCAUCCAGGUGCAAUGCACCCAAAGCACAUUGUUCGCAUUCCUGUCCAGAUGUUUGCACACAUCAGCAUUUGAAUGGAGGAGAGCACAGCAAUGUAAAGUGUGGUAGUUGUAGCACAUGCCUGAUGCUGUCCAAUAAAGAUUCUGUCUGCUUAGCCAAGAGUAGCCACAAUUGUUGCACUUCAAACCCCAUUACUAUUAAUAACCUCAAUUUGGCUCGGCCCGAUUUCCAGGAGAAUACGGACUUGCAGAGCCUUGUGAAGCCUGCCACAGGUACAAGUGAACUGUUUGUUAAUAGAACAUCUGCUGAUGUGUCCAUUCUUUCAACAGACCAUCCUAAUGAUCCAGACUCAUUAGAAGCCCGAGAGUCAUACUCCAGAUUAUUAGUCUUGGAAAGAGAUCAGUCCAGAGGAGUUCCCGAUCAUAUGUCCAUAGAAACAAGAGACAAGAAUAGGUUGUCAGACAUUCUGCUUGAGUCCCAGUCAAACGGGUCAAGUGGCAGCACCUGCAAUGAGACGAUUUGUGAUGAUAGCACAAUUGAUGUUACCCUGCUGGACUCUGACUUAAAGCACUUAAAUGCUGUGGUGCCACAGAGACUUGAGAAAGUAAGUGGUAGUGAAGAGUUUGCAAAUAAAGAAGACACUGACUGUGUCUGUGGUGCCAACACAGCUGCCUCAAAGCUGCCAACUCUUGGACUCAAAGACAAUGCACACUGUGAGAUGGAAAGCAAUGAACCAGUUCACAAAGGUCUAUUAUUUUCACCCAAUGAGAACCAUACUGCCUCAAAAGUAUUGGAUGACAUUUCCAUCCCUGUGAAAGACAGCACCCCACCUGAUCCUCAGUCCAACAGAUCGAAACUUGCAGUGAGCCCCAAUCAAGUUUCCUGCCUUAGAGAGGUCAAAGCCUCUCCCUCCAAACUUCUCAAAUUCCUGAAGAUACCCACUCUUGGAGAACGUACCGAAGUACCAAAUACACCCCGUCUCAGUCCACAAUUGACACGUAGUUCAAAGAUUCCUUGCCGGAGCAACAACUAUGAGGUGCACCAGUCACCUGUUGCCACACGAAAAGCCACCACAACCGAGAGGCAAAGACAGUUGCCAGCCUCUAAAUCCGAAUCACACUCUGCUCCAACUUCUCCACCCCAGCCUGAUGAUGUCCCCACACCACUGACAAAGGAGCUUAGCUGUGGAAUUCCUAAAACAAGUCGUGUAGCCAAACCUACACAAAUUUCUCAUGUUCAGAAGACACCUCAGAAGAUACCACACUAUGAAAAUGUCUCAGAUCUCUCCAAGACAUAUGGCACUGAUGUAUCCCAGUUGCUUGGGGAAGUGAGCUCAUCUCUUCGCAGUGCCAGUCCUAGUAGAGAAGGUGUGAAAGGAAAGCAGCUAGCAUUUGGUAUUGAGCGGCCAACCAGUCUGAGGCAGAACGAAAUCUCACCAGAAUCUGAUUCUUCAGACCAGGAGGACAGCUCGGAGAGCCCGGUUUGGCAUAAACAAGUCAAUCAUCGCAGUCUGCCUAGUCAGUCAUCAUCCCAGAAGGUUCAGAGUGGGAUCGGCACAAGGUCCAGAAGCCAAGAGAAGAAUGAGUUCAUAGUUAAUGAUCCACAUACCAUAGAGUCACCUUUCAAAAGGGAUGAUCCACCACCUGUUCCUAGAAAACCAGGGAUUGGAAGACAUUCAGGUGAAUCAAACCAUUCAUUUAAAGAGCGUCUGGCUGCACUUGGCAAGCUAAGGAACCCAGAGGAAUUGACUGCUUGUCCUCAGAUUGCAGAAAAGAAAGAAAUUCAGUCUGCUGCUAUUAUACCAACACGGACCAAUGAUAAAAUCAAAACGGCUGAAAGAAAUUUUGAUUGUAGGUCAGGAGAAUAUAGACUUCCAAAAAAUGCAGAAUCCACUGAUGAUAAACCCUACCAUUCAGGUCAUCUUGAUGGUUCCAUCUCCAAACAGCAAGGAUCCUUUCAGCAUGCCGACCAAGCAGUCAGGUCACUUCCCUCUAGUUCGUUAGUCUCGAAACUUGAACAUGAACCUUCUAGAAUGUUUUUAGCAAAGCAGGAGAGCCCAAAAUCAAAGAUGCAUCCACCAUCUGCUAACUUAGAAGCUGCACAAGCUUUACGCAGCUAUGCUAAAGGUACAACACCCCACAGCCUUUCAUAUAAUGGAAAACAUUUUGCUGGCCCCCACAGUAGUAGUCCUAACAAAAUCCCACUCAAAUCGCCAAUGAAAACUGUGCCGCCAUCUAUGAAACGAGAUGGGAAACCUACUCAGGAGUUUCAGAGGUACAUGUCAAAAUCUGAGGACAGGAGCCAUCUCAGGGCCAAUAAGAAGAAGACUUCUUAUGGAGAGAGCCUUCCUCCUCCACCACCAAGGCCGGUAGAAUCUGUAGAAGAAAAGAGGCACUCUGCUCCCAGCCCUCAGUCCUCUAUUGAGCAGAAGGUCAUGAAGGGCAUUAAAGAGAAUAUGCUAAAACUGCAAGAGCAAGAUAAAGGGCAAAUGGUUGAGGUCAAGCAGAAGGCUUCCAAUGGUAUUGCCAACUGGUUUGGCCUAAGAAAAAGCAAGCUACCAGCCCUGAGCCGAAAAACAGAAGCACUGAAAGGGAAAGAUGACAAGAGAGAAUGGAAACUUAAUAUAUCUUCAGUUGGCAAGGACUUCAAGGGUGCUGCUAAGAAAAUGGAGAGUGAGAGCUUGAACAUAUCUAUGCUAAUUGAGAAGGCUGAGGGCUUACAUAAAGCUCUUGAAGAAGAACGGGCCUAUGUGAAUGGAGUGGCUUUGGAUCGCCAGGGAAAAGGACAUUCCUGUGAGGUGGUGAUGGAUCAAGCCCAAGGGCAGUUGUCUGUAAUGUACAGAGGAUUGCCAUCUGACAACUUCAUGCAGCAACUGCUAAACCGUGUUGAUGGGAAGGACACAGGGAUCACUAUGGCACAUCGACGCUUCUCAUUUGACUGUAAAUCCAGACCUGUAUUUAGUCAUCAGAGCACAGGCAUUCCCAGUCAGACAAGAAGCAGUGAUGACAUGGAAAAGGUUUCUACUUUAUUAAGUAAAGAUGUUACAUCAGAUGAAAACCUGGCUGAGACAAUUCGCCAUGAACACUUUGCAGACAGGCGCUUGACCACGCCCUCACCUCCACAUACCCCCACCACCCGACUCAGGCCGGGGGAACCGUCCGGACUGCCCACUCCCCCCCCCUUUUCUGGAGAGGAAGUCCGCGACAGCCAUCUGUGCCCCCAGUCUGUGGACCACCUCGAACUUAAAUGGCUGGAGUGCCAGAUACCAACGGGCUCAGGAAUCUCUACACACACCCUUGACAGUGGCAUCGGCACUUUUCCUCUUCCUGACUACAGUGCAAAUGCUGGUUGCAAAAGCAUUUCCAAAGGAAAGGCCCAAGGGGAGAGUGACACUUCUCUUCUCCAGGGAAAAAAUGGCUUAGGGAUGAAGAUUUCCCACAAGGUCUGGACUUUGGAGAGAGAGCUGUCAUCUUUAGAAGAAGACUAUAUGGGGAGUCAGGAUAUGGACCAACACUCCAGCACUAUGGAAACCAAGAUUCCAUCCAGCCAGAUUGCAAACAUUGUUCAUGAUGGCACUGAAAUCUGUGGAGCACCUAUGAAAUUAGGCCCCACAAAGAACUGGACUUUCCCUAACCUCAAAGCAUCUGCAGAGCCAUCUGAGGUUCUUGUCGUUGGAGAUGGAGUGGAGCCAGUCAGUCAUAAGAGUUCGUUUAAGAGGCGCAACAAGACUAGCGAUUCCAUGGUCAGCCGUGAAGGCGACCCAAGAAGUCUUCCUCAACCUGGUCAGGCACGUCGAGGCAAAAGCCGUAUUCCUGCUAACCCAGAGAUGGUGAGAGACACUGGUCUAGAGUUGGUGAGAGAAAGACCUGACGAUAGUCUGUCUCCAAGCCAUCCCCAAGUCCUUGAGACCCCCGAAUCCCUGAGCGAUUCUCUCUAUGACAGCCUCUCCUCCUGUGGUAGCCAAGGUUGACAUGGUUUUAGAAGUUAGGACUGAAUGAUAACCAGGUACCAACCUUUUAUUGUAACCCCGAUUCUCAUGAUACUUCUUAUGCUUCAGACAUUUUAGGAGGAGGAUGCUUAUGGGAUAACCCAUUUUUUUGACCCGAAAUAAAACUCACACAAAAUGUUACUCCUGUUCACAAGAUACCCAUGUUUGUAUCUCAGUUACCUGAUGGAUGGAAGAAGGACUUUUACAGUGUGUUUGUUCUGAUGUCAUUUUUAAACCAUUAUAACAACUCUGUCACCUCAUUCGUGUUCUGUGUUUCUAGUAGCCAAGUAGUGAUGUUGAUAUCAUAUUAUUGUUAAAGGAAUAGUUCAUCCAAAAAUGAAAAUUUGUUAAUCAUUACCUUACCUUCAUGUUCUGAACUUGUAUGACUUUUCUUUUAGCCUCAGUCACCAUUCACUUUUAUUUUAUCGAAAAAAUUGCAAUUAAAGUGAAUGGUGGCUGAGAUAACAUAACAUAUUGCCUAAAAUCUCCUUCUGUGUCCCAUGAAAGUAAGUCAUACAGGUUUGGAACAAAGACUACGUUUACAUGGACAUCAGAAAGCAGGUUAUUGCAAAGAAAGCAGUGUUCCGGUUUACAUACAUGGUUUAAGCGGUGUACUCAUUACUUCCGUAUACACGCGGCUCGGUCAGUAAGCAGCUUUCUCCAUAGCAACGUAAUUUUCCCCGUGAUGCUUGUGCAAAUAACAAACAUGGUAUCCGAAAAAGACUUCACUAUUUUAUGCUCUGUAGCUUCACUUUAUUUCCAGAUAUUCCAGAGCUGUUGCUGUGUUUGUUUCCUUAAUUCUCUAUCACGACCUGCAGUGGAAUUACACUUCAAUAGUGGGGUUUCCCUUUACGUAAAACUCCGGGAUUGCCUCGAUGUACGAGCGCAUAUACGCGAACGUGAGGGACAGUCAAUAUUUUACAUUGGUGUGUAUAAAUGGGUAUAUUUUAUUGUGUGUGCUUUCCCUGCUGUACUCCCAGAAAUGUUUUGUUGUCUUGUUGUUGGAUUCCAUCCUAUAACGUUUGUUAUUCGGUCUUUUCCACGCACAUGCGCACUCUUCAAAAACCCAUUAGAUAUGUGUUUACAUGGCCACAUAAGCUGCGUUCUCUGGUAGAAACCUAGGUGUGUUAAACUGCUUUCUCUUAAUCAUUAAACGGCAUAAAGAAAUCGACGUUCUCGUUUAUAUGACGUUUCAGAAUGCCCCUUUCUGCAAAAAUCCUGGAAUAAACCGCUUUCUUAAGUGCAUGUAAGCGUGUUCAAUAAGAGGGUGAGUGAUGACAGAUUUUAUUUUUUAUUUUUGGGUUUAAAUUAACUUUAAAGGUGAAAGCUCUGAGUCCAUUGCAACAGUCUUCCAGUUUUUAAUCUCACAGAAUGUUCUGCUAUUCUCAUGCAACAUCAGUGCACAUUCUUUGGUCAAAUUUGUGUAAAGUUAUUGGAAAGUGAAUGUUAAUAUAUGUGAUUUUCAAUUAAUUUAAUAUGCUUAUUUCAUGAAAAUAAAAAAAUGCCUUUGUAUAAAACUUCAUGCAUAGAGAUUUGUUUGAUUCAUUGUGUUUAAAAAAAAAAACUUGUAGCAGCAACAUAAAUGCUAUCCAUGCAAGACUGAGCUACAGUGUUCCACAGUUUAUUUAUUUGAUUUCUUUGAAUAGUGUGGUAAGACAAGACCACGUUUUAUUGGUUACUACUUUUAAGUUCUUUUAAAACAUGUACCGUGCCUGACUUUAUAUGUUUGUCUCUCUUGGUGUCUAUAUUUUAGUUUGUUACUCAAAUUUGGCCAUGGCUUAUUUGUUAUGUUUAUGCAAGGAUUUUUUAAAAACUUUUGACUCAUGAAUUCAUGACCUAAUUUUGAACUGUGCUAUUGGAUCACCCUGCUUACAAUCACUGACAUUUUUAUACAAAAUUAAAAUUUCACAGGACUUUCCUAAGUUUGACCACAGCCAAGUAGUAGAAAACAAAAAUGUGCAAAUAAUCAUCAAACCAUUCCUUGUGAAUUUUGAAUACUAGGCUGAUAAGUCAUUUACUAUUUUUGUUGAUGUAAUUAUUCUGUCUCUGCCUUACACAUCUUUUCACAAGCUGUUAGAAAUGAUCCUACUCUGGGCCAAGUUUCAAGAGAUUUUCGUUGGGAAAUGCUCGUUUUUCCACAAACCCAUAUUUUUUCAACCUAAAACAUUUUGGUGCAAUGCAAGUCAAGGUGUAGCAAUGCAUGUUUUUGACAAUGCUAAUCCUGCAAAAGGGAUUAUAGGCAAAAAAUUUAUAAUAACAAAUGCCUUGCAUUUUCAAGUGGUUGCACAAAAAGCCAUAGGUUAGUAUAUAAGCCCAAAUCCUUUCUAAUAUGUGCUGACCUCUUUUUAAUAAAUCAACCAUAGCAAAAGACCAAUCAGAAACAUUCCCAAACAUGUGUACUGUCCUCCAGCAGUCUCUCCAGGCCCAUAUAUAAUGUACCAUUUUUGUAGAGAGGAAUAAACUUUGUAGUCCUGCUCCAUCUUUUAAGCACGACACUGUUUUGUCACAAAACCCUCUAAUGAUUUUUUUUAAAGUAGUUUGUUACUAUGUUAGAUCCAUAAUUUGCCUGCCAUUUGAACUAUUGUUAUUUACGCGUUGUUGUAAUUGUCAGGAAUAUUUUAUUAGUUUGGUAUGUUUACAAAAGAAAUAACGAUGUUGUUAAUAUAUCUGUAAAAGGUUUAUAUACUGUAAGGUGCUGAUUUUCUUUGUUUUCACUCUGUCCUGCAAAAGCCAUAAAUGUGUUCUCAUAAUCUCCUUUUUAAGCAAUCGCCAUCACUCAUGCAGCUCAAUAAAACCUUUUAAGUAUU